GGCGUCGGCGGCGAUGGGGUUUCCUUGCCGUCUUGUUGAAGUGAUGGUCCGAGGCUCGUUGGGAAGAGGAUGGAACGGUACCUGCCUCCCCAAGAAGGUCGGCCGAAGCCAAACGAGGCCCCAUUGGCCCUGAGGUGAUCAGUUCUGGAUUUUCCAUGCUGUUCUAUUCCUGGGAUGAUUUCAAUAACGAUUACUUCAAAAUGAUAACAAACAUUAUCAUUUUGAGUAUACUGAUAUGUAUUUCUUUAUCUUUUUGGAUUGUGUCCAUGACUGCAAGCACGUACUAUGGUAGUUUGCGGCCAAUUUCUCCAUGGCGCUGGCUUUUUUCGAUCUUGAUUCCACUAAUAAUUGCUUCACGAGGAUUUAAGAAAAAGAGUCUUGAUCAUGGUGGAGCAAUAGGAGGUUUAAUUGUUGGAUUUAUCCUUACUGUUGCAAAUUACAGCUUUUUUACUUCCAUGCUCAUGUUUUUCAUUACUUCUUCCAAACUUACCAAGUGGAAAGGAGAAGUAAAGAAACAAAUAGAUUCAGAAUACAAAGAAGGUGGACAAAGAAAUUGGGUGCAAGUAUUUUGCAAUGGUGGUGUACCUGCAGAACUGGCUCUGUUAUACAUGAUUGAAAAUGGACCAGGUGAAAUUCCAGUGGACUUCUCUAAACAAUAUACAGCAUCCUGGAUGUGUCUAUCAUUACUGGGUGCUUUGGCCUGCUGUGCUGGAGAUACCUGGGCUUCAGAGAUUGGCACUGUCAUGGGUCAUGAACCCCGGCUAAUAACAACCUGGAAAAAAGUUCCAGUAGGUACUAAUGGAGGUGUUACUUUCGUGGGUUUAAUUUCAAGUCUGCUUGGAGGCACAUUAGUUGGUGUGGCUUACUUCAUUUCCCAGUUGAUUUUUGUGAAUGAUUUGGAUAUAUCUGCUCCACAAUGGCCAAUUAUUGUGUUUGGUGGUUCUGCUGGUUUACUAGGAUCUAUCAUUGAUUCCUACUUAGGAGCAACAAUGCAGUACAGUGGUUUUGAUAAACGUACUGGAAUGGUUGUCAACCAUCAGACAGAAAAUAUAACACACAUUUCUGGUAAACCAAUCCUGGAUAACAAUGCAGUGAAUCUCUUCUCCUCUGUAGUCAUUGCUUUGUUAUUGCCUGGAAUAGCAUGGGGAUUUUGGCCAAGAGGAUGAAGAAAAGGUAUCGAUUUGCAUUUUUUUUCUUCUUCAAACAAGCUGUGACCUAAAAGGCUCUCCACCAAGAGUCUUUAUAACUCUGGACUGGAAUAUGUUUUCCUGCAACUGUUCUGAAAGCAUGAGGAGUUGUUAGGUUAAAGCUAUGCGUCCUGCAGCUGUUUUAAGUAUUAUAGAUGAGACAGACAGGAAGAAGGAGUCCUGAUUUAACAUUGCUUCUUAUGUAAUUGGAUAUAGUUACCACUUAGUUACUACUUGAUAGAAUACUUGAUUGCAGUUCAUUCCCCUUAAUCUACCUAUUAGGAAAGUAAGAAAUGGCAAAAGUGAACCUGUGAUAGAAUGCCACUACAGCUACCUGAACAAGCAAUGGAUCUUAGUCUAGUGACCAAGCAAAAUGCUGAACUUUCUAUAUUAUUCUGAAAUCUUCUAUUUCUUGUGGGGACCUAUUCUGCUGUUGCUGGGGAACUGAUCUUAGGUACAAGAUUCAGUACAAUCACAAUUUUGCUUUUUGCUGUUAAACUAUUUUUUAAACAUAUGUUUGGUAUGAAAUCUAAUACUAAAGUGUUGGUGCCUAAAGUUUAAAAAUUAAUUUAUUGGGUUUAAAAUAUUAUGUUUAAAAUACAAGAGCAUAUGUUUUGGCCAAUGUCUGUAGUUAUUAGCUAUGGAUUUAUCCUGGCAUAUGAAACAAAUACUCUACAUUUAUUCAAAUUCAUUUGGCCUGUGAGAUGGAUGUUGCUUUUUAAAUCAAAGUUUGUAAUAACUUACCUAUCCCUUAGUUUUCAAGAAAAACAAUUUUUGCCUGUCCUUGUAAUCUAAAUAAUCUAGAAACUGCUAUAUGAACAGAUGGAGGGUUCAUCUCUUCAUAGAGAUUGGGCCAAAAGUGUAAUGCAAUAUAAUUGAAAGCAACUCUUAUUGACAAAUGACAUUUAUUUUGUCCUUAUAUAAUUUUUUAAAGUAUAUUGGCAAGUUCUAUUACAAACACAAUGAAAAAUGUGUCAGGUUUGUUUGCAACUAAAUCUGUUUUCUAUAGUCUUAUAUUUGUCAUUUUAUAUAAAUCAGAUACUAGCAUUUUUAAUUUUACAUUAAUCUUAAAGAAAAAAAGGUGGAAAGUUGAUGGAUGCUUCAAAGGAUAUAUGCCUACAGACAACUUUUAAAAUAGUUUGCUUGUAGAAAUGGACUGUUUUCAAGUGACAAUUACAACUGUAGAUAAGAAUUCCCAUUAACAAUGAAUGUGCAUAAAGCAAAUAUGAAGAACUAUUUAAAGAAAUUGAUCAACUAAACAUAACACACACAUAUUUCAUACAAGAACACUUGGUUUUUCUGAAAAAAUGUACAGUUUUCUGUAGUGUAGACACUGGUAUACAUGGCAUAAUAAAGUGAAUACAGCACUAAUUGGUGUUGAUACUAAUGUUGCACUCUAAGCACCUGAAAAUUUGUGUAUUUUUUGGUAGUGGCAAAGUAGGUUAUAGAAUCUUAAUGCAAUUCAAGAAAUUGAUUGGAUUGAGAAAGAGCUGGUUAAAAUAAUAUACCUAUCAGUGAAACAGUGAGAACAAAUUAUAAAUAAGAAUGGAAGAUACAAUAUUUAAUGGAAGUGUAUGAGGUGGGGAGAAGAAUGUAGAUUGGAAUAUUUUCUGUUCCUCAAUGUAUUUGUAUGUGGUAAUAGAGCAGUAGGUAUCUUUUUUGAAAAUACAUACACAAAAUGUGUCCCAAAUGAGGCCUUUAUAAAUAUGUUCGAAUAAAAAUGACUUCACAAUGG
This is a messenger RNA of Python bivittatus (Burmese python), 2922 nucleotides long. It is a transcript of the gene FAABTP, whose product is annotated as transmembrane protein 19. Lineage: Eukaryota; Metazoa; Chordata; Lepidosauria; Squamata; Pythonidae. The record is from RefSeq and is a predicted model, not a curated record. Gene Ontology annotation, cellular component: membrane.